GUGGAGCCUUGCAGCCUGUCCAGUGGAGACGCUGGCUGGGCGCUAGGACCCGGUGGCGGAUCCUGGCGGUGCCACGGGCCUGUAGGCCGCUGCUGUACCGAGGGACCGGGAGUUGACGGAAGGGAAGUGUUUUUAAUCGCAGACACGAGAUGGAUUUGUUUGAAGACCUGCCGGAUCCCGGAGUUGUCGCUCAGAAAUCAAAACCGUUGCUUUUUGAUGAUCUUCCAAGGAACCCUGACGUAGCAUCUUCUGUUCCUGACCUAUUUGGAGAGCUUCCAGAAACACAGAAUGACCUGAAAGCAGAGAAACGCAAGUGGCUGAAUCAGAAUGGGUCUAAGGACCACAAGGAGAAGAAGCCAUGUAAAGGCUUUGUGACCUUAAAAGGUUAUGCUGCAGAGAGAAAAGGAGAACGAGAAGAAAUGCAGGAUGCACACAUUAUAAUCGACAAUUUCACAGCAAGUUUUGAACAGUUACCUUCAGAAGUAUCUCGAUUGUCAUACUUUGCUGUUUUCGAUGGCCAUGGUGGCGCACGAGCUUCCAAGUAUGCAGCGCAGAAUCUUCACCUCAAUCUCACCAGGAACUUUCCCACAGGAGACGUGAGUAAUACAGAAAAGUCCAUAAAGAAGUGCCUUCUGAUGACCUUCAAGCAGACAGAUGAAGGCUUUCUCAAACAAGCAUCAAGCCAGAAACCUGCUUGGAAAGAUGGAACCACCGCCACUUGUGUUCUGCUGGUGGAUAAAGAUAUAUUCGUUACGAAUCUUGGUGAUAGCAGGGCUAUUCUGUGUCGAUUCAAGGAGACGAGUGGGAAACUAACAUCUGUGCCAUUAGUGAAAGAACAUAAUCCAACCCAAUAUGAAGAAAGAAUGAGAAUCCAGAAAGCAGGAGGGACAGUAAGGGAUGGUCGCGUGAUGGGUGUAUUGGGGGUAUCUCGCUCAAUUGGAGAUGGGCAGUACAAGCGCUGUGGUGUUAUCUCAGUACCAGAUGUUAGACGCUGUCCUUUAACAUCCAACGACAGAUUCAUUCUUUUGGCCUGCGAUGGAUUAUUCAAAGUCUUCUGCCCAGAAGAAGCUAUCCUUUUUGUUACAGCAAUACUUGAGGAUGAGACCCUCGUGGCAAAGACAGUGAAAACGUCACAGGAUGUGCGGUUUGAAGCUGCCUGUAACAGGCUGGCUAAUGAGGCUGUCCGACGGGGCUCUGCUGACAACGUCACCAUCAUUCUGGUCGCUAUUGGACACUAGCAGUGGAGGAACACUCUUCACUUUGAUCAUCCUGCUAGCCCAGAAAGAGAAUACUCAACCAACUCAGGUCACUUAAGAACUUUGAAAAUAGGAUGCAUAUCUUUAUCUACCCACCUCAUCUCAUCGUUCUGUAAAAUUCCAUCGUGCCACUGACGAACAGUCCUACAUGUAAACCUUCAUGCACCUGACUAGCUGCAUUUCUUAAGACUCAAAGCUGUGCUUAGCAAGAUGAGACGACUCUGAGAUUUUCCCAAAUAAAUAAAUGCACAAACGCAUAAAACUAAUGCUGGAUCCCCUACAGCUAGAGUGACAUGGAAAAGCUGAUCUCAUAGAAUUCAGCUGGCCUCACAAAGUGCCAGUGAUACAGAAAUGUACUUUGGAUGCAUACAACAGAAAGGAGACUUUAAUGUUCUCCAAGGUCCUAGAUUGCAACAUGCAAAAGUUACAUUUUCGCAUUUUCAUGCCGUUUGUUACUGUCACCUUGUGUUUGUGUUGUGCUGGUGUUAAGGAGUGUACUUUGAUUAGAUUAUGGAUAAAGUCAUUUAUUUUGCAAAUGUCUCAAACAUCUUCUAGCGCUUUUCCUAUCUAGUUGCUACCUCUUGUCGAAGCAGAUGUGAGGAAAUUGCUCAGACCCAAUUUACAUUGAACUGAAGUGAGCAGUGUGCAUUCAAUGAGGACAGGAGAAUGUCCUCUAUUUCAAAGGGGUUACAUAAUCCACCACCUCAACAGAAGCAAGCAACCUAAAAUUGCCCAAAAUGUUGACAAUUAAUCCUCCCACUACUUGAUUUUGAAACGUCUGGGGGUGUGAUUACAUACAGUGCAAGGUCAAGAGAAGCAAUAAUUCAUGACCAUUUCUGAGGCUAUCUUUUAACGCUGCAAUCUGUAGGUAAGAAUAUGGGAUUUGAGCAGUUAUCUGCAUGUCAACAUCUGCUCAACCAUAAUACCAGCAGCAUAUGCAUGCCACAGGUUCACGCAUUGGCAUCAUGCAGAGCAGCAGACAACUGAUUGUCACUUUGGGAAAAUAAAGUACAGACUUUUUCCUGUUUGGAUU
Leucoraja erinaceus (little skate) is the source of this 2289-nucleotide messenger RNA. It is a transcript of the gene ilkap, whose product is annotated as integrin-linked kinase-associated serine/threonine phosphatase. Bases 150 to 1238 code for a protein of 362 amino acids. Lineage: Eukaryota; Metazoa; Chordata; Chondrichthyes; Rajiformes; Rajidae. Gene Ontology annotation, biological process: protein dephosphorylation. The record is from RefSeq and is a predicted model, not a curated record. The transcript is spliced from 11 exons. Gene Ontology annotation, molecular function: cation binding; protein serine/threonine phosphatase activity.